AUGCCCGGACACCUGCAAGAAGGCUUCGGCUGCGUCGUAACCAACCGGUUCGACCAGUUAUUGGACGAUGAGUCCGACCCGUUCGAGAUCCUGAAAGCUGCUGAAAACAAGAAGAAGGAGGGGGCCGCCGCUGGGUCCACCAAGACCGCUGCUCAAGCCGCCAAGCAGCCCAAGAAGGAGUCACAGAAGGACAGAAAGAACCCGCUGCUGGACAAGAAGGAGGAGUCCCAGGCUCCAGUCCCCCUGAAGAAAGAAGGUAACAUCUUCCCCUCUGCUCUGCACACUUUUACUCUGCGCGCUUAUUUUCGUGUUUUAUCGCAUCAGCUGUCAUGUGCAGAGUCUGUUAGCUCCGUUAGCUGCUGGGAGCCAAACACAGCGUGAGGUCAAGCUCACACAGGGGUUAGAUAGACAACCAGAGGAGUCAUCAUCGACUCAGCGAGCUCAGGUGAAUCCACCUGCUCGUGCCUGUGUCGCAGGGAUGGUUUCCUCCUCCAGCAGCAGCAGCAGCAUCAUCCUGCAGGAAGGCUCAGUGUCAGUGUUGGUGUUAUGUUACUGUGCUGCUGCUGCUGCUGCUGGAGGAUGCUGCUUCGUGCUGUCUGCGCAGCUCUGUUAGCAGCUGCAGGCUUUGCAAAGCAAAUGCGCUACAUCUAAACCCGGAUACAGAAAAAAACUAGACAGACGGCUCUUUGUUUGAUCUGAUGAUUCCUUCACUGAGUCAAUACUUAUUUUUUUCUCGUUUACAAACCGUAUUCACGAACAACACCAACGAGUCAAUGAGAGAGAGGCCCUCUGUUAGCUGGAGUGAUAAUACUCGCAGUCAGACAGAUUGUAAAUAAAGAGGUGAAGUAUUUUGUGCGCAUGACAGUUUGCACUUGUCUGAAAAUAAAAUGCUUUAAAUCUGCAAAUAUUCAUCUGCAGAAAAAUCACAUUAAGAAAAAAAAAAAGAAUUCAUGAUGAGUUUGGCAAGUUUAACUCGCCCAGUGUUAUGGUCUCAAGGUAUCAGACGGGUGGGCCGAAGACCGGACCAGCAGGGCCAGCCGGGAUCUCAGCACCAGGGUGGACAGGGUGAAGGGCGGCCAGGAGACAAGAGGCCGGAGAGGAGACCUCCCCGUGAGCGCCGCUUUGAGAAGCCUGCUGAGGACAAGCCUGAGGGGGCAGGAGAGUUCUCUGCAGACAAGUGAGUGGAUGGGAUAAACAAUAAGAAGUGAGGUUUGACAUGCAGGUUACAAUCAAGACUUUCUAGAGGGGUUUUUAACAUCCACAUGGGUCAAGAGUCAUUAACUGUCUCUGGGCACCUCACCUCAACAUCACAUCACAUCAUCUGUACGUAGUUUUGCACUGACGUAUACAGCAAAUACAGUGUUUUCUGAUGUCAUUGCUGGAAAGGAAAUGUUUUCGCACUUGCAAUUGACACUGUCUAUUUGUGUCCCUCAGGCCCUCUGGAGAUCGGCCCCCGAGAGGGCGUGGUGGCGGCCGGGGUGGGCGUGGUGGAAGAGGACGGGGCAUGGGCCGAGGAGACGGCUUCGACUCCCGCGGGAAGCGAGACUUUGACAGACACAGCGGCAGUGACAAAUCGUGAGUCAAGACUGAAACAGAACAUGGAGCAGAACUUAGAGCCCGCAAUUUGACACCCUAUUGUCAAGCUUAUGUCUGAUGACCCGACAGGAACGAGAAUGAGCUCUUUAAUUGUGAAAUGCACUUUUGUGUGUCUUUGAAACUACUACUUUGAAAGUCUUGCUUUCAGGACUUAGACUUCUUUUUCUUAGAAUUAUUCACUAAGCUUCCUCUGAAUUCAAGCUUGAGGUCAGGGGGUUCUUAUUUGUUCAGCAUCACUCUGAAUUGUGGACUUAAAAGCCACUGGAAACAAAAGUCUUUAUGAAGAACUUCACUGAUCCCCGAUGGGAAACGCCACAUUAACAAUACAAGAAAGUGUCUGAAAACAGUUCCAGUCAGAUUUUGAAAUCUCAUUAUUUUGAUGCUGAUCAACUUUCCUAAUGUAGGAUCUAAAUUUAAUGGUGUUCAUGGAGUGAAUUUGUUUAUUGAUUCAGUGAACCAAUCAGAAGUACAGUCACAUGCUGCUAUUUUGCUAGCUGUAUCCUCCUAACACUAGCUGAGAAUGAUUAUUGUCUGCCAUUGUUGUCUAAAUUAUGGUGGCAGGAGUUAAUCAUUGCCAUAGUAGUUAAGCGCCAUGAUAAUACCUCACUACCCAGGGCUAUAGAGGCAGCAUUGAGUGUGGCAUCAAGAACUUUCAUAGUGAUCACAUCUAACAUCUUAAUGUAUGCUGUAGCUGCCAAUCAUGAUAUGGAUAGCAGUUUACUUGCCGUUUUGAUAGCGAUGGAUGAUCUUGAGCCUCCAUUUUUGUUUUGUUUUUGCAUUUUUGUCUCUCAUGCUUUAAGAAGUGUUAUACAUGCGUGUGUUUUCAUGCGUGUGUUUUUUCUGUUUCCUUCAGCCAACUGAAAGGCGAGGAGAAGCGCAGUGGAGGAGGCUCAAACAACUGGGGUACUGUGAAGGAAGAAGUGAGGUGAGUCUAAAAGCAGAGACACACUGUCUGUCUGUGAGCAUUACUGUCUACAGAUGGUGAUGCAGAGUUGAUAUUUGUUACUGAGAGUGUGCUCGGUAAAGAGGCUCCAUUGUUGGGCGAAAAUAGAGAAUUUCAUUCUUCUCCGAGGUGCAUUAGAUACAGGAGAGUCUGGUACACAUGGUGCCCCAGGGUUACCGUGAACCAUGGGAAAUGAAUGUUUUCACAAUUGAAGUAUGAAAUUGCACAAGGUAGAAAUGGAUGCAAAGUCUGUGUAUUUGAGAGAUGAUGUUUGAGUAUUGAUGGUCCUGCUAUGUCUUUGUUUCCAGCGAGGCUGAACAGACUGCUGCUCCUGAGACGACCCCAGAGGGAGAGGAAAAUGCCCCCGCCAGCUCCGAGAACAAGUGAGUAUCCAUUUCCUGUUGGAUAUUCAGGUUUCAGCUGAUAUCUGGACAUUGAGUGACUUAGUCUGUUUCCAUCAGAACAUGUCUCUGCAGUUCUAUGUCCCCAUGCUGCUCUACAUCACAGCAGCACCUCCUCGUGUGCACUUUCGUCACAAAGCUUUAGUGCAAAUGGGAUCAACAUUGUUUCUGACCUCUUGGCCUGAGGAUUACAGAAGCAUGUCUGGAGCUAAGAGGAUUUGCACUCUGAGCUUUAAGGUCCGACAUUGUUGUGUGCUGGCUUUCCAGAGAAAACGAGGUUCAAGAGGUGAAAAAUGAAGGCCCCAAAGAGAUGACCCUGGACGAGUGGAAGGCCAUGCAGGACAAGGAGCGCACCAAGGUGGAGUUUAACAUCCGCAAGCCAAACGAAGGAGCCGACAGCCAGUGGAAGAAAGGAUACGUGCUCCACAAGUCCAAGAGCGAGGAUGUGAGUGAGGUGAUUAUGACACAUAUUUAAACAGAAACAGCCCCUCCCCUUCAGAGAGAGGGAAUGCUGUUCACUUUGCUCACUGCCUCUGUCUGAACACCAGCUUUGCACAUGCUCACGUCAUAAAUCAGUCACACGGUUGAAAACUUCUUUGGGGGAUUUUAUCAAUUCACCGAAACAGUGAAAGAAAAACAAUUUAACCUCGUGAUUUUUAUCAUACCAACUUUUUAAAAUGUUCCUGCACACAUAGAAACACUGCAGAAAAAGACAUCAAACUAUGAAAAUUAUGAAAUGUAAGACGCAUGAACAUCAACAGAGAUAUGAUCAAGGCUGGACCAAGUACUUGUGCUUCUUUUUAACACAGAAAAUGCAUCACACAUACUUUUGCCCCCUUUUCUAAACCAAAUAUUGAGUAAAAUCAAACAUGGAGUUAUUGUUGGCCAUUUUCAGAGAGUACUGAAGGUACACAGCACACGUGCAGACUGCUGUGUCACAAGAUAACUCAGUCUAAUUAUGUGUUUAUAUUUCCAGAGUGUUGUCUCUAUUAGUCUACGUCAGUCAAGGUUGCACAUGACAGCUCCCCAGAGGGCUCAUGUUCAUGUUUUCUCAAACAGGAAAAAUAAAAACGAAAGAGUUUUCUGUUUGUAUUGGUGCUGAGCAGACCAAAGUAGAAAAUCCUCAAAUAGAAGACACUGCAGUGUUCAACAGAAACAAAUGAAACGGUUCUCACAACAGGUGUGGAUCAGUUCUGUCAUAUGCCAAUGGAAUGAUUAGAUUAGAUAGACUUGAUUGAUCCUUUUGGGAAGUUUCCCUCAUGGAAAUUAAAAUUCUAGUAGCAUCAAUAUGUACAAAAAAACCCAGAAUGAUCAAAUAAGUAAGAAGUAUAAAUGCCAAAUAUAUAUAAAGAGUAAAGAUUGUUCCAGCUCUAUUUUUAAUCAGAAGGUUGCUCACACAAGACCCUGUUCUUUGAUACAUGAGCGUUAGUGAAGCUCUGCCAGCUCCUCAGACGUUAUUUGAAAGCUGCCUGGAGGCCUCACUGAUUUUUCUUUUUCUCUUCAUGAUUUAUGUAUUUAUAUAGAACAUCUUCGACCUUCCUAGCAUGCACAAACUUGGUUUCAGAUGAACAUCUUUACUUGUCAGACAUCAUAUUGAUGAAAAGCCUUUUUCUGUUUUCAUAUUUCAGAGGCCUGUUGGAGCUUUGAUCGACACCCCAGAAGCAGAAGCAGAACCACACACUCUGUACCACAAGGUGCCUGCAGCUCUCACACACUCCUCUGUUAUCCACACAGUCCGCUAAAAUAUUCGGCGUUAACAGUGUGUCUAAAACUCGCCUGGGAGAAUUCUAAUAACUGAAAUUUCUCCUCAGCAUGCCAACCCCGACGAGUCCAGCGACCACCACUUCCGCAAACCAGCCAAUGACAUCACAUCUCAGCUGGAGAUCAACUUUGGAGAUCUGGGCCGCCCCGGCCGCGGGCGUGGGGGAGCUCGUGGAGGCAGGGGGGGCCGCGGCGGGGGAGGCAGCAGGACGGCACGCGGGGGAGGACGCUCUGAAAAGGUAACAAUAAAAGCUGUUGUCAUUGCAAACAGUAAAGGUUUGGCAGCCCUUACAAAAGCUGCAGCUCACGGACUGUUAACAGGCUGUUAAAGCAGUGAGUUGGAAAACCUGCAGUGAAACACACAUCCCUGAAAUAACAGAGCAGUGAGCACAUGAUGCUAAACACACACACUGACCUGAUGUCAGAGAGGAGCCGAGUGUAGUGAUGGUGCAGAGCUGUGUGAAUGACUGACUUAGAUCAACUAGUUUAGAGUUACAAACAGUCUCCACACCAUAAUCUAACUUAUUUCUUCUUCUUUUUUUAAUAAAAAAAUAGAAUUUAAUGGUAUUUAAAUCGUUUAAAGCCCACAAGGAAUUUUUAAAAAGUGUUUGAAAACAACAUAUCAAAGGUUGAAACUAUGACGUUUUUUGUUGAGCGAAGAAAAUAAGACAAUUUUAAAGUUGAUGCCAGCAGCACAUUUCAAUCAUUAAGUUUCAUUGUUUUACCUGAUUUGGUUUUCAAAAUUUCAACAUUCCAACUCUUAUGGAAAUGGUGUUUGUAUAAACAGUUAAAUAUAUUUAAAGAAAAGGGUAGGUUUUUUUUUCUUACUCACUAACUUUAUUUCCAAGACAGGUCAUGGGACUUUCCCUAAAAAGUGACUACAGGGGUGGUUAACCUAAAUUGAAACAUCAAAGCUGUUUGAUAGAAAUGCAAACCAAGAGGCUUUGAUUCUUAUACUUGAGCUAUAAUUGUGUAAACAUGAGUCUCGGCAGCUUUUGCAGAGGCACUCUCAGGUUUUUUAAUUAAGAAUGUGUUUGUCCCUCCAGGCUAGUGGAGUGUCAGUCCCCAACGUGGAUGAUCCUGAGGCCUUCCCAGCUCUGGCCUAA
Xyrichtys novacula (pearly razorfish) is the source of this 5807-nucleotide messenger RNA. The record is from the annotation of a GenBank genome assembly. Lineage: Eukaryota; Metazoa; Chordata; Actinopteri; Labriformes; Labridae.